AUGGCUCGUACCAAGCAAACCGCUCGUAAGUCCACCGGAGGAAAAGCUCCUCGCAAACAGCUGGCCACUAAGGCUGCUCGUAAGAGUGCUCCAGCCACCGGAGGAGUCAAGAAGCCUCAUCGUUAUCGGCCAGGAACCGUUGCUCUGCGUGAGAUCCGUCGUUACCAGAAAUCCACCGAGCUGCUGAUCCGCAAGUUGCCCUUCCAGCGUCUGGUUCGUGAAAUCGCUCAGGAUUUCAAGACCGAUCUGCGUUUCCAGAGCUCGGCCGUCAUGGCUCUGCAGGAAGCUAGCGAGGCCUAUCUGGUUGGUCUGUUCGAGGACACCAAUCUGUGUGCCAUCCAUGCCAAGCGUGUCACGAUCAUGCCAAAGGACAUCCAGCUGGCUCGUCGUAUUCGUGGAGAACGUGCUUAAAUUUUCUUCGUUGGUUGAACAAACAAACGGCCCUUUUCAGGGCCACCAAAUUUUCUAUUUAAGAGUCAGGUAUGAAUUUUUAAUUGUAGUUAUAGAUUGAAAUUUAGCUAUCAUCACAAAAUAUUAGGCUAUGCGUGGUUCGCCCCAUAAGGGGAAACUUGCAAUGCGAAAGAA
This is a messenger RNA of Uranotaenia lowii, 585 nucleotides long. RefSeq names its product histone H3. The transcript has a single exon. Bases 1 to 411 code for a protein of 136 amino acids. Gene Ontology annotation, cellular component: nucleosome. Lineage: Eukaryota; Metazoa; Arthropoda; Insecta; Diptera; Culicidae. The record is from RefSeq and is a predicted model, not a curated record. Gene Ontology annotation, molecular function: DNA binding; structural constituent of chromatin; protein heterodimerization activity.